AUGGAUGAACCAGUGACAGAGGAACUGUAUCACUCAUCUUUAUGGAUGAUAUUAAGCUAUGCUUCUUGUGUCAGUGAGAGUGCCAUUGUUGAGGUCUCUGCCAACCCUGGCUCUAACCCAACUGCCAAAACUUCUGAUGCUGGCCGAUCUGCACUGGACUCAGAAAUGUAUCAGAAAGUCAAGAAAAUAACAUGCAAACCGAAAACUGGGAAAAUUACAGCCUUCAUCUCAAAAGAACAGUUUCUGAAGUUUUCAGCUGGGAAGAAUUGUCUGUUCUGUUUCAAGGAAGUGGCCGCCACAGAGCACCAUCUGCUCAAAAGACAUUAUAAUUUAGCUCUUCAUUUUCUUCGCGAUGGCAUCGAAAGAUUUGUGAUCCCGUGUAUGUGUUCAGAAAAAAUCCAGAAAAGAAGUCACUGGCACUGCCCUUGCUGCCAUGACAUACUUACUCGACGAUGUCUGUUUCAGGACCACAUAUGGAAAAAACAUGGUUAUUCUGUGCUGAAGCCAAACCGAGUGACGGGGAAAAAUCGGCCAUCCUCCAAUGAAGCAAACCCUUCAGUUCUUGAAGACUUUCUUCGGAAAGAGUUCAGUAGUCAGAAAGAAAGAAAAGAGGGAGCAGAAAAAGACAAAGUUCUAAACAUGGUGGAUGUCAGGCACAUCGGCAGCAGUCAACCAGAGCAUCACAAUCUUUACCAAAGUCAAGCCCAAGAAGAAGACAUGCACAUCUGUUUGGAGGACUCUUCCAUUGAUAAGAAUUCUGGAACCCCUCAGCUUAUGGAGACUCAUCAGAAUGGUGGUGUUGGUAAAGGGCUGGAUUCAGCAGGCAAAGGUUUCAGCAAUACUGGGGAAUCGAAGAAAAGCAAAGGAGCAUCCUCGAGCUCAGAUGAUCGAACCUGGGGUCAGCUUUGGCUGGUUCUCCUCACAGUGGAGAUGCGGGCCCCAGGGGAACCAGAUCUCCAGAACCAUCAAGGAUAA
This is a messenger RNA of Cyprinodon variegatus (sheepshead minnow), 975 nucleotides long. RefSeq lists its product as uncharacterized. The transcript is spliced from 8 exons. NCBI's taxonomy places the organism in Eukaryota, Metazoa, Chordata, Actinopteri, Cyprinodontiformes, Cyprinodontidae. Bases 1 to 975 code for a protein of 324 amino acids. The record is from RefSeq and is a predicted model, not a curated record.